This is a messenger RNA of Aphanomyces invadans, 2155 nucleotides long. RefSeq lists its product as hypothetical. NCBI's taxonomy places the organism in Eukaryota, Oomycota, Saprolegniomycetes, Saprolegniales, Verrucalvaceae. The record is from RefSeq and is a predicted model, not a curated record. The transcript has a single exon. The coding region runs from base 5 to 1981 and encodes 658 amino acids.
CGCCAUGGGCCCGAACGAUGUGCUGUCGACGCUGCGGCGAACGUUGCAGGCGCCAGCGGUCUUUACCUCGAGCGUGCGCAAGCUCGUCAAGUCCAAGGACCUGUCGUCCCUCGACGCUGUCCUGGCGUCGAUCCAAGUCGCCGAUGACUGCGACGCGCUCCUCCUUCUGUGGCAGUUCCUUCUCGACAAUAUCUUCCCGGUGCACCCGGAACGCCGCGUGGAAGAAGUUGCGAUGCAGCGCUGUCUCGUGGCGCUCCUCGAACGCCCAGAAAUCACGUCCAACUCGUCCCGCAAAGUCGACGCCCUCACGUCAGCCACCCUCCACCUCGCCGCCCGGUUGAACGCCCAUCCAAAAAAACUCGACGACCUGGACUCGCGCCGCGUCGACACUCAAUUUUGCACCCGGUUGCUCGCCUUUGCAUACCUUCAACAAGAAACUGUACGGCAGCACGUCGUGUCCAAACUGGCCCAAGUUACGCGGCAUCGCGACUGGUUUAAAAAGCCCGUCGCUCCUGCAGGCAGCGCGUUCCCGCACUGGGUGUCGUCGCUAAUGCCUAUCACAGUACAAAGCACGGACGUGACCACGUUCGAGCAAGCGUUGCUGCAUUGGCUGACAGUCGAGACCCCCGUAGACGACAAACCGCUCGUGCAUCACAGCCCCGACGAGGCCUUGCUGUUUACAUCGCUCGUCGACAGCGGCGAGUGCUUCUUUACGUUUGUCACAAGCUUGAUUCAGUGGCGAGAAAAGGACGCCAUCACGAACGACCAGUGGGCUGCUUCCAUCCCGCACUACGACACUCUCAUCACGGUUGCGCUCCGCCUCCUCCACGAAGCUGCAUACAAGCGGCAAUUUUACGACUUUUCAGCCCCGAAGUAUUCGACGCUCAUCCUGAACCGCGCCAACCAAGACGCUGUGCUCAGCCUUAGCAGCCACCUCCUCAAGAAUGUCGACCUCGUGCACAUUUGCGUCCUCGCUUUGUUUGAGUCGACCAACCUCGCCAACCCGAAGAGCGUCGGGUUGUGCCUCGACAGACUCGCGGAAUGGAUUGCGACUACUGGCAUCGUGUGGCUGUCUUCGAUCAAGUCGUCGCCGGCCGAGUUCAACUGGACCGUGGCGAUUCGAUUACUCUUGCAUUGUGAGCAAGCUGAAGUCGUGAUGCGGACUCUUCACUUUCUGUACAAAGUGCUGGGGCUGCUGCCGUGGGAGCUUCGGCAUCGCCUCUUGCGUACACUUGCGCAACGGCACUUUGCCUUGUUCUUGCACUGGCACCGCGACGUCCGGCUCAUGUACCACCACAUCCUCGUGUAUAAGAUUUGUCCGCAGGUGCACCGCGCCGUCCUCGACAGCGCAACGGACGCCUUGUUGAUGCGGUCCGAUCUGCCCUCGAUUAGCGACGCCGACGACAUGGCUCGAAUCGCUUCUACGAACAAGAGCAACACAACUAUCGCUCGCGAAGUCCAAGUGUGGCGCAACUUUGACGGGUUGAUUGCGCUCGUGUGCUUUAUGGAGCGCGCACGUGCAGUGGAGGCCAACAAAGACCACAAACGCGACGUCGAGUUUGCACAAAACCGCGUCAACCAACUGGCAAAGCUCGUGGCUGUUGACGAUAUCACGGCACGGGCGAGCGAUGAUUCAGCGUCCGAACUCGACAAGCGGCCAGCUUCGUUUGCGUUCGACCAGGCCCGGUCCGACUUGGACUUGAUCAUCACGUCCGAGCGGCUCACGCUAACUAGGCUUUCCCGCGCGCCACCACACUUACGCCACAUAUCGGAUGACGAAGUGCAGCACCUCGAGUCGGUCGUUCGCGCUGUAUGCCCGUCAGACAUUGACGCCUUGUACCCCAAAGAGCUCCAAGUGUACGCACGGAAAUCGCUCACGUGCUACUUGACCGUCCUGCAAAAGUAUUACGCGGCGUGCGCGGUGGAUGCCGCCGGCGACGUGAUGUUGAACCACUUGCCUGUGUCCCCAUCCCUUGAAUAGUCGUGCGCUCGUUGUACAAUACCACUGUCUUUGCGCUUUUGAGUGGCUCAUGAGGAUCGAGUUUUUUCUACCUUAGGCAUCCUGCGUCGAUCGCAGCAAACACAAGCGAGGUGUUGCAUGCUGCGCUCGCUUUCUUUGCUUGACGGACCAAUCUGCCCUGUAAUUUCACGCACG